This is a messenger RNA of Cherax quadricarinatus, 702 nucleotides long. The record is from RefSeq and is a predicted model, not a curated record. Lineage: Eukaryota; Metazoa; Arthropoda; Malacostraca; Decapoda; Parastacidae.
GCCCUAAAGUUUUCGUGCUUAAACACGUGCAAGUUUGCGCGUGUCAUCCUACACGCGCCGCGCAUCUGGAUUCCCGUUCUUUAAUUCUAACCAAUCACAAGACUUCCCUGAGUCGCUUCAGCUAAGUGGUGAUGGCGUUUGCCGCCUUCCCAUUGGUUGAGAGAACAAAACAUGAACACUUGUGGCUUGGCGUCGCCCAGAGUGGGUUUUUUCCAUCCAGUGUCACUAAUAUACUCUUGGAUUUUACCCUCUACAAUGUCGAUCAAUGAGAAGUUGUUUUAUGGGGAGCCCUCCAGCACCAGGCCAAAAUAUGUCUGCAUUUUCGACGACAGUGACUCAGAACCAGAAGUAGAUGACCCAGAAUUGCUGGAUAGUGGUGAUGAAUACUUGCCACUGGAUGCAGAGGUGUCAAGUGAUGAGGAGGAAGAAAGGCCAGCCAAAAAGCAGAAAUUAGUGAAGAAAAAGAAAGGUGUUACGAUCGAGGAGUACCCUGAUGAGGAAGAUAUUUAUGAAGAUAUUGCUCUUCAAGGUCCAUCUCAGUGGUCUCAGGUUGACCUCAAAAAUGAUCCUUUGCUGGCAUAUAAACAUGAAAAGCCUCUUGUAAUUAGGUCUCCAUAUGAGUAUUUUUCUACUUUCUGUACUCCAGACAUGGUAGAUAACAUAGCAUAUCAAACAAAUUUGUACGCCAAGCAAAAAACAUAA